AUGGGACACUAUAUCGAGCAUCACACUUACGUAGAGCAUCGCACACUGAAGAAAGUCGGUGUCAUAGUCACGAAAAUUACCUGCAAGGGAGAGGUGGUGGACACUCGUCAAGAAUAUAAUGUGGACUACGUGACAAGACACGAUUAUACUCAAAGCCGCUGGGUAUGUGUGCUCGACAAGCUACGAACCAGAUCUUUUUCUCUCCAACUGCGAAACAGCAUCGAAGAUCUUAAACGAUCAAAUGUACAUAACGUGAGUCUACAUAGCGUUCUCACCGGUCCCUACGCGAUAGUUAACCUUCAUAACAUAUCUCUAGCAUACGAGCUACUCAACUUGGGCUGUGGUCUGAAUUACACCACAAUCCGUGACGUGACCUUGCCACAAAUUUUAGGGUUUGGGGUCGCACCCAAAUUACCCCAACCCAGUGUGCAUCAACGAUGCCAAGCUGCUAGUAAACAACUUGCUCUCCAGAUUUGUCAACCAUCCAACUUUGUCUUCCCCGGAAUCGAGCCCGUCAAUCCCAACUGCCGCCUAUUAGUCGAAUUUACGGGUGGGAUCGACAUGGUUAACCGCGCAUUUAUCAAUUGGGUGUGGGACGAUCAGGCGCAUACCCAACCCGUAAAAGAUCGCCGCUACCCCCCAUCGGAUCUACUGCGUAACUGGAUUAAUAGUCACUGUCCCCGCAACCAAGAAAGCCUCCUACCUGUAUUAUUAUACAGCGUGAUGACCAAGGAAACAGACAUGUUUCAAAUACUCAAUCCCACAACUUUCGUGGCAAAUUGGUCGCCCUUCCGACCCGGGCCGUUCAUACGUUUAACACCUUUAUGUGCCGAAACCGACAAGAUUGUUUGGUUCGCACAACACAUAGCCAUCGUAAAACGUACGGGUGCUAACGCGCCCAUUUUCCAGUCAUACCUAAACCUAUCCUCAUUCCCAACAAUAAUGGCAGAGUUUUGGAAAAGACUCAUCACGCAGCCAGUCGACAUCGACAUUCCACAACCGACUCUCGCAAACGAGGCCACCCAUGACAAACGCUGGAUCUCAUGGCAUGAAGCUUUCAUAACUUUGUGGGAAGCGUUUAUGCCUGAUCUCCCUAUCUAUGAAGGACCGCAUCACAUGCCAACUUAUCAGAGACUCGCCUGGCCAAAUGGAGGCAACGGAAAACCACCCCAGUUAUAUUGUGUCUUACCGCAUAGAACCAACUCUAUAACGGAGACGCUACCACGCUCUACUCCUCCUCAAUUCUUUGUCCUGUCUCUACCCACUCGACCUCGCCACGGUUUCAUUAUGCGCAAUUACUUACGCGUUACCCUCUACCCAGUUAAGAACGAGUACCUAGACAUUCUCGCGGAUACAAUGAAAACAGUCAGUGAAUUCCGCGGACUAAUCAAGCACCUCGAAAUGACCCAUGGUUUAAGGUGUUCCGCUUCAGGUGAUAAGGGCCAAUUUUUGACCCGUCUUAUGCCUGCCGACAACCCUCAGCUGGGAGAAGCUAUUCGUCGUUACGUGUUCGGGACUUGUGAGCACUUGACCGUUGAAGACCUCCAGCUCACGACUCCGAAAAAAAGCCUACUUCGAUCUGUGGCUUUCAGCAUGGCCAACAAGUACCGCCCACAUCACGCCGGGGACCCUGUCGGCUGUUAUGCCAAACCUACAACAGCUGAAGAGAUACUGGGCACCACUUUCGAAAACGCGAUAUCUCCGGACCUUGACGUGACAUACAUAAAGAUCACUGGACUGGCCACCCCCGAGCCAACUUAUUGGUUCAUGGUAAACGAUCAUCUAUGGAAGACACACGUCGAGAACGAGUUUGCCACUGUGAAACUGAGUUCCACAUUUGUCACUGCCGAGCUGACCAUCUUCGAGCCUCGCCGCAAGUACAAGCUCAGUGAGAAAAAAGAGUAUCGCCGCACUCACCCCGACGAUUCAAAAGGACCACGCGCUAAACUCCCACCCGCAGCACGAGUGUGUGGAUCCAAGAUCUGGCUGACAGAUUUGUUCCAUUGCGACCUAGAGAAUGUGUCCCGCCAUCUCCGCGAGACAUUCAAUCCCUGCUGUAUGUCUCACUCAGACAAAAAUACAAAUCCAGCCUUCCUGACAAUGUGCUUUCUCCACCAUGACGACAAUUUCCAGCCUCCAUCUCUGUCCUACCGCAGCAUCAUGUCACUCUUGCGACAAAAAAAUAUUAUUCUGCGCAGGGUACCUAUCGUUAGCACAAGUAAAGACUAUGAAAUGUCGGGACGUCCGAACCCAGUUCUCCUCUCCCAGCCUAGAAUCCCUGUCUCAAUGUACCAACGACGCGUUGAGAAAAUUCGCCGCCUGAAAAAGCAAAAGCGCGAGAAAGCCAAACAAAAGCUUAACCGACUCAAGACCAAGACUAAAGCUCGCCUACUAGAUCGAAUCCGGGCUAACCAAAGGAGAGUUGAGACCAAAGCGAAACCACAGGCGAAGACAGGAGGUAGACAAUAG
Molecule: messenger RNA, 2469 nt
Organism: Branchiostoma belcheri (Belcher's lancelet)
Lineage: Eukaryota; Metazoa; Chordata; Leptocardii; Amphioxiformes; Branchiostomatidae
Exons: 2
Coding region: 1-2469 (822 amino acids)
Source: RefSeq, a predicted model, not a curated record